CGAAUGUUUGGAGGGACUAAAGUAAAAUCUUUUGGAAACACAUGUGUUAGAACUUCAGAUUUUAACUGAUGAAGUGAUUAAGUGAAAUAACAUUGUCACUAACACUGGUCAGAUAUGCUGACAUCAAAAACAUUCAUUAAGAAAACAAAAACCGGGAAAAUCUUAAAGAUUGUACGUGAGCAUUAUCUUCGAGAUGACAUAACGUGUGGUGUUGGAAGUUGCAGAGAAUGUGAUGGGCCGUCCACUUUGGAGGCUGCCUCUACCAGCCCCAGUGAAAUGUGCCAAGGAGAGCACCUUCUUUGUCCAGAUACAAACGUUAUACUACACCAGAUUGAUGUUAUUGAGGACCACAGGAUAAGAAACGUGAUAAUUCUACAGACUGUUUUAGAAGAGGUUCGCCACAGAAGCAUACCAAUAUACAAGAGGUUGAGAGACAUCUUGUGUAAUCCAGACAAGCAUUUCUAUAGUUUCUGUAAUGAGUUUAACAAACAUACAUAUGUAGAGAGAGAAGCUGGGGAGUCCUCUAAUGACAGGAAUGACCGGGCGAUCAGGGAGGCUGUUAAAUGGUACAACAAACAUCUACAGACCAGCAGACAGAUACAGACUCUACUGCUGACCAAUGAUGCAGACAAUAGGAAGAAAGCCCUGGACCAGGGAAUUCAGAGUUACACAAUACAUCAAUAUGUGAGGAGUUUAAAGGAUGGAAAGGACUUAGUGGAUAGAUUAUCACUUUCUGGCUCUAAAGUGUUUUCAGGUGACAAGGUGCAGUACCCUGAACACCUCCCACUGUCAGCCAUACAGAAGGGUCUGAAGACUGGAAAGUAUCUCCAGGGAAAGUUCAUGGCCAGCCGAGAGAAUUACACAGAGGCUAAUGUCAGUGUUGCAGAUCAAGAGAAAAUGAUAUUCAUACAAGGACUUCAGAAUUUGAAUCGAGCUGUCCAUGAUGAUAUCGUGGCCAUAGAGAUGCUGAAGGAGGAAGACUGGACUUGUCCGUCAUCUGUCAUUCUCGUUCACACUGAGGAGAAAGACGACACUGUUGAGGAAGAAGAGAAAGAGAAUUUGGAGAAAAAGCGUAGAAAAGUUCCAAAAGAAUUGAGACAACCUACAGGCAAGGUUGUGGGGAUCAUCAAGAGAAACUGGAGACAGUACUGUGGCAUGUUACAGCCCUCCAUCAUCAAACAGGCCACCAGGCAUUUAGUGGUCACUGCUGAUAAAAGAAUUCCAAAGAUUCGGAUAGAGACCAGACAAGCGGCAGAUUUAAUGGGUCAGAGGAUUGUAGUAGCCAUUGACAACUGGCCAAGAACAUCUAGAUACCCACAGGGACAUUUUGUAAGGAAACUUGGCAACGUUGGAGACAAAGAAACAGAGAAUGAAGUUCUGUUGUUAGAGCAUGAUAUUCCUCAUGCUGGAUUCUCUGAGGCAGUUCUUAACUGUCUGCCCACACUGCCAUGGGAAAUCACAAAGGAGGAUAUGGAGCGUCGGGAGGACUUCCGUGACCUCGACAUAUGCAGUGUGGACCCCCCAGGCUGUACAGACAUUGAUGACGCCUUACACUGUAGGGACCUCCCAAAUGGGAACCUCGAGGUUGGGGUACACAUAGCAGAUGUGUCUCACUUUAUCCGGCCAGGGACGGCCAUUGACAAGGAGGCAGAGAGGAGAGGGACAACUGUAUACCUCACAGAUAAGAGGAUUGACAUGGUUCCUGAGUUGCUGAGCUCUAACCUUUGUUCCUUGAGGUCCAAUGUUGAAAGAUUUGCCUUUUCUGUUAUAUGGGAGAUCACAAACGAUGCAGAGAUUGUUAAGGCAAGAUAUGCUAAGAGUGUCAUCAAAUCUAAGGCUGCACUAACAUAUGCUGAGGCCCAGAUGAGAAUUGAUGAUCCUAGUAUGACAGAUGCUGUCACUAAAAGCCUUCGCAACCUCAACAGACUGGCCAAAAUUCUCAAGAAAAAGAGAAUGGAAAAGGGAGCAUUAACUCUAGCCUCCAAUGAGGUGCGAUUCCAUAUUGACAGUGAGACACAUGACCCCAUUGAUGUGGAAACCAAACAAAUCAGAGAGACAAAUUCCAUGGUGGAGGAGUUUAUGUUGCUGGCUAACGUUUCUACAGCUCAGAAAACCCUCCAGGAGUUCCCUGACUGUUCCUGUUUGAGGAGACAUCCCUGUCCCCCACCCUCAAACUUUGAUCCCCUCAUAAAGGCAGCACAGUCAAAGGGCUUCAGGAUUGAUGUGUCAAGUGGUAAGGCUCUUGCAGACAGUUUAGAGAGGGCUGUCCUGCCUGAUGAUCCAUACUUCAACGUGAUGUUACGAAUAAUGACAACACGCUGCAUGGCCCAGGCGGUCUAUUUCUGUAGUGGAAUGUUACCGCCCUCGGAAUACAUCCACUACGGUUUGGCUGCGGAGAUCUAUACACAUUUUACUUCUCCAAUUAGAAGGUACUCUGACAUUAUUGUACAUCGGUUGUUGGCAGUGUGUAUUGGAGCUGAUGCUUCUUAUCCAGAGUUGACAGAUAAAUAUAAGACACAGGCUGUUUGCAACAAUUUGAACUAUCGCCAUAAGAUGGCCCAGUAUGCAGGCAGGGCAUCUGUGAAUCUUCACACACAUAUUUUCUUUAAGAACAGACAUGUUGAUAAUGAGGGUUAUGUGCUGUUUGUGCGUAAGAAUGCCUUGCAAGUCUUGAUUCCCAAGUAUGGCCUGGAAGCCACACUGUAUCUGGACUCCAAGACAGUGACUUUUGAGUAUGAUGAACAGGAACACACCCAGACGUGUGGAGACAAGGUGUUCCGUGUGUUUGAUAGAGUCAUUGUUCAGCUGACCAUCGAUCAGUCCAACCUACAGCAUCUCAAGCUACAGACAAAACUUGUGGAGCCCAAGAUUGAGGGUUUUAGUGUUCCUCCCUCCACACCUUCAGACACCAGUGAUGAACCACCACUGAAGAAGAAAAAGAAAACCUGAGAAGCUAUAUUUCUAAUAGCAAGAGAGCUAGUCGUAUAUGUGCUCUUGCUGCUUUAUUGUCAUCAAGUACACUCACCCAGAGUUUUGGAGAAAUGUCUGUUCAGGACCAUUGUUAUAUUUGUUGAUUCCACUUCAGGAUGAACUUUGUUUUGCAUUUGGUCAAGUGCAAUGUUGAUGAACAGAUAUUUUAAACUUUUUUUCACAUUGUUAGCGACAAUAAAAAGAAGAACAUCC
Molecule: messenger RNA, 3183 nt
Organism: Magallana angulata
Lineage: Eukaryota; Metazoa; Mollusca; Bivalvia; Ostreida; Ostreidae
Product: exosome complex exonuclease RRP44-like
Exons: 23
Coding region: 115-2949 (944 amino acids)
Biological process (GO): rRNA catabolic process
Cellular component (GO): nuclear exosome (RNase complex); cytoplasmic exosome (RNase complex)
Molecular function (GO): endonuclease activity; 3'-5'-RNA exonuclease activity; RNA binding
Source: RefSeq, a predicted model, not a curated record